AUGCAGCAACAGCAACAACAAAAAGAACAACCACAACCAAUUGAAGUAAAGCAACCAGAACAACCCCCACCACAACAACAAUCCCAACAUUACCAACCAGAAUUCCAAGAAGUCAAUAAAGAAGAACGUCAAUAUAAAGAAGUUGAAUCUAAACAAAAUCCACCUUCACCUCCACCUCCACCUCCAACUAUUCCAUUAACUGCCGAAGAAAAGAUAAAAAUAUUAAUUACUAUGAAUCCUAAUAAUAUUGAAGAAUAUGCUGCUCAUAUUCAUAAAAUUGCUGAUUUAUUAUAUGAUGAUGAAUUUGAUAAUGUAGAAACUGAAUUAGCCAUUAAAGAUAAAUAUUAUCAAUUAAUUAAUUUAUUACCAAAAUUUAUAAAUUACGAAGAUCCAAUUCAUUCAAAACUUUAUUUAUUAAUUGAAAUGAAUUUUGAUAUCUUUAUCAAAAUAUCAACUAAUCAUAAAAAUGUUGAUGUUUCAACUGUAACUAUUAGAUAUUUAACUAAUAUUAUUAUGAAUUUAAAUUAUUGGGAAAUUUAUAAUUUAUUAAUUUGGAAACCAGUUAUUUAUCAUUUCUUAUCAGUAAUUCAUUAUGAUCUUAAUGAUUGUUAUAAAAAAUUCAUUCGAGAUUAUUCAUAUUUUGAGUAUAAAAGAUUUUCUCAACCUGAUCCAUUACCAAGAAAUAAAUUUAAACGUAGAAAUGGUCAUAAUAAAUCUCCAUCUUCUGAAUCACCUAAUGGUUAUAAUGAUGAUGAAGAUAAUAUUCCUGGUUCAUCAUUUUUUUCAUUAAAUCCUGAUACUGCUGAUCAUGAUAAAUUUGUUUCUGCUUCAUUAGCUGGUUUAACUCCAAAGGAAAAGAAAAAGAUUAGAGUUGAUGCAAAAUUAGCAGCUCAUAGAAUAAUUAAAAAGGCUUCUACAGCAAAACCAUCAAAUAAAUCAUCAAAUUAUGAUCCUGAUGUCGUUCAUGAAUGUCAAUUACCUUCAGCUGAUGAACCUCAUAAACUUUGUUUAAGAAGAUUUUCAAGAAAGUAUGAAUUAAUUAGACAUCAAGAAACUGUACAUUCAAAAAAGAAAAAAUUAUUUAAAUGUUAUGUAUGUGUUAAACAACAUCCAGGAGUUGGACCAAGAAUUUUUACUCGUCAUGAUACUUUAGCUAAACAUAUUAGAGUUAAUCAUAAAAUUUCUGGUAAAGAAGCAAAAGCUGAAGUUGCUUAUUCUAAAAAGCAUGCUGAAGUGGUUGAAGAAGGUGAUAUAACUGUUCAUGUAGGUAGAAGAAAGACAAAAGUUGAUUUUGAAUUAAGAGCUCAUAUGGAAAAGAAAAAGAGUAUAUCAAAAGAUUUUGAAGGUGAUGAAUCUUAUUUAGAUAGUGAUAUAGAUUCUGGUGAAGAUGAAGAAGAUGAAGAAAUGCAACAAAAUUUACCAGCUCUGCCACAACCAUCAUCAGAAGUUCCAGAUAGUCCAUAUAAGAUUAGACCUCAAUUACCUCCAAAUUUUCAACCUAAUCAAUCAGUUCAAAUUCCACCAAUUCCACCUCAACUUCCACCUCAAUCACAUGGUUUACCACCUCAACCACAAGCAUCCCAAAGUCCAUCUCAACUACCACCACAGGCUCCACAACAAUCUCAAUCUCAAUCUCAAGUUCAACCACCAGCAUCAGCACCUCAGCAAGCACCUCAGCAAGCACCUCAACAAGUACCACAACAACCACAACAAACACAACAACCCCAAUCUCAACAAGCUCUACCACCACAACAACCAGGUCAACCUCCAAAACGUGGAGAGUACACUUUCAUUAAUAAUACCGCGGGCUAG
Scheffersomyces amazonensis is the source of this 1812-nucleotide messenger RNA. It is a transcript of the gene FGR15, whose product is annotated as Fgr15p. Lineage: Eukaryota; Fungi; Ascomycota; Pichiomycetes; Serinales; Debaryomycetaceae. The coding region runs from base 1 to 1812 and encodes 603 amino acids. The transcript has a single exon. The record is from RefSeq and is a predicted model, not a curated record.